Peromyscus californicus insignis is the source of this 3553-nucleotide messenger RNA. Its product is annotated as F-box/WD repeat-containing protein 12-like. Gene Ontology annotation, molecular function: protein binding. The transcript has 11 exons. Lineage: Eukaryota; Metazoa; Chordata; Mammalia; Rodentia; Cricetidae. Bases 298 to 1740 code for a protein of 480 amino acids. The record is from RefSeq and is a predicted model, not a curated record.
AGACUAAAUGUCUAUGUGCUGGCAUGGUUGGUAAUAGAUACAAUGCAGAAUUACACACACGGGGGAGACUGAAGCCAGGACCCAGCAAGGACAAAAGCUGAUUGUAGUGGGGAAGGCAGAGAAAACAAGGUCAAGAUCAGAGGUAUCAGAAUGUCAAGUGUUCCCUGGUCCAGAGCAGGCUCCGGGGAAAGGCGAGCCUGGAGAGGAAGUAACCGGCACAGAUUCCGCAUGUGGGCGGGCUUAUCCAACGGCGGCCGGCGGAAGCGAGCCAGCGGGGUCUAGGGCGCGGCGAGCAGGAUGGCGCCACAGCUUGGCCCCCACGAGCUGGUGCAUGUCUUCUCCUUCCUGGAGGCCCGCGACCUGCUGCGCGCGGGGCAGGUGAACAAGGUCUGGAAUGAGGUUUCAAUGACCAAGGAACUGUGGAGGCAGCUGUGUCUGAGACGCUGGGCCUCCUGCAAAGCCUUCCCCAUGGUCGUGGGCACACAGACAUGGAGGCAGUACUAUUUCUGCCGGUCGGAGCUGGAGUUCCGUGUGGAAUCUGGGCGGCCGCAGGACUUCGUCUGCAAAUCUAUUUCUGGGCACACAGGAAAGAUAGAUCAGCUGGCCUACGUCACACCCCACGAGUACCGCUUUGACGAAAGGGCAAAGUCCGUGGUUUGCACCGUGUCUUCAGACUGUACCGUGCGUGCCUGGGACCUGCACGAGGGCACAGAGGUCUGGUCCAGCCCUGUGCAGCCUGCUCCUCUGAUGAGUUUGGUGGCCUAUCCUCUGCUGCAGCUGGUGGUCACAGUGGACACACAGGGCCUGAUCAUCGGGUGGAAAGCGGAGACUGGGUCUCUGUGGGCCUCAUUCUGCCUUCCAACCUUCUGUUCUUCCAUGGAGGCCUGCGGCCACUCAGAGGGCCCCUUCCUGAUGGUAGCCUGUGCUGAAGGGACCCUCUACACUCUGACAGUACCUCAGCUGCAAGUGGUCUCCAAAGUGGCCACAUUUUCUCAUACCUCUGUGAGCCUCACGUGCUCACCUGACCAACAGUGGGUGUUUGUGUUUGCACAAGGAUCAGACUUAGGUCCAAAGGUGUUCUAUACUCAGUCCUUGCUCUACCCAUCCGAAGACGGGCUUCCUGUCUCCACCAGCCUCCCUGUCAGGCUGAGUUCCAGAGCCUGCUGGGCUCCUGAGGAGGCAGCCAGGCUGAUGGUGAUGCACAGAGAUGUCAGAGGCAUGCAUCUGGUCAUCACUACCUUCGAUUUAAAGGCCAGCAAGUCCAGGGACAGAGUGAGCAUCCUGGAACAACAGCUGGCUAGCUUCCCCCUGCCGGACACUAUGACUCCUCACCUCAUGCAGGGCCACGGCUCCCAAGUGAUCCUGCUGGCCUCCAGGUCAGAGCUGGUGCUAUUCACCAUCCACGGCCUGCAGCUGAUGGCCUUCCAGGACCACCAGAGGCCCAUCACGUCAAUGUGGGUGGAUCCAACCUGUGUCAUCACCUCUUCCUUGGACCUGUCCCUGCGUGUCUAUGUGUGGAAUAAGAAGAAGACAUGUCCUGUCCUCAAGAGCUGCUGUCAGUUGCUUGGGGGAUCUCACAGAUGGGCCAGUGGAUUUACCCACGUGAAAAGUGACAGCAUGAGCAUCGCUGGGGUUGAAGCCAGAAGCAAUGGAACAAGUAUUCUGAGGUCCACACGUAGAAAGGAAGAGCCUGAUUCCUUCAGCUGCAGGAAGUACCUCCAACUAAGACUCACACAAUGAGGAUUUUUCUAUCUUGAAUUUUUUCUUAUGUUUGAAGAGUAAAGACAGGAAUUUCAGACUGCUUUGCCUAAUAUCGGAAUGCACCCUGUUUAUUACAUUAAACCUUUAGCAACAAUGUCUAGACACCAGAGAUGACCAUGGUCCAUGUAGGACAUAGAUGAUGAUAAUGCCAUAAGAGUGCCUGCUUUUCCAUGCUGAGCCGGCCCUGCCUUUUGAUGGCCCUAAGAUAGCUGGCCCUGACCCUUGAGAGCUGCCUCCCUUCCCCUGCACUUGGGAGAGAUGGCCCCAUCCCUCACCAUGGGCAGGGGAGAGCUGACCCUGUUGGCAUGGGCAUGGGGAGCUGGCUCUCCCCUUGCCUGAGGGGGCAGCCCCAGUGGCCUGGACUGACCAGCUCAACUACCACCCAGGCCCACAGCUGACUAACAUCUACCCUAUCUAGGACCUGCUGGAGCCCGUGAAGGGACUGGUCCUGUGGAAUAAUAACCACGGGAUCUCCAUGACUCGGGGUGACUGCAGGAGAUCCAUGAGGAGUUUUGGUGAGGAUCCAAUGAUGAUGGUGUACCAGAAACCAGAGGCCUUGAAUCAGACCAGGACUCAUUGCAAUGAACAUUUGCAAGUAAAGCUGAUUGGACAAAGGGAUACACUGUGGGACACACUGCAGCUCCCGACGCCACCAGGACAAAUGAAGAGACGGGGGAAAGAUGGAGGAACAGAGAGAUUUUGUUGUUGUUGCUGCUACUGUUUUAUUUUUGUUUGUUGUGUUUCUCUUUGUUCUGGUUUGGUUUGAUUUUUUAAUUUUUGUUUGGUGGACCGCUGCAGGGGGAGGGGAGGAUAUGGAGGAACUGGAAGUGAGUGGUAUUGGGGUACAAGAUGUGAAAUUCCCAAAGAUUCAAUUAAAAAAUGAUGUUAAAGAAAAGUGCCUGUCCUGGAAGCCGUCAGUGGAAGAGUCCUCACCGAGCUCCACUAUGGACUACAUGAUGUUCUAAGGCUCAUGGCCUGAUGAGGAGGAUAAGCAGGACUGAGCCAUCCCUAGAUGGCAGUGGGGAACGGGAUGGAGACCAGAGAGAAACAGAAACCAGCAGAUACAAAUACCACAGCCCAGCAAGAAAGAUAACUGUCAUGUCCCGAAGAAGAUGGGUAAGUUCAGGUCAGCCAAGAUGCUGGCAUUUCUGCUGGAGACCUCUCAGGCAUGCUCCACUUACAGGUCCUCUUAAGGGCAUCAUCCUCGGGACACAGAAGUCCUGUUAAGUUCCCUCCUUGGGGAAGUGUCAGCUCUGACAUUGGGAUGAUGCAAGGGUGGGCCUGGUGGCUCUAGGAGUCCUGCUCUGGAGUAGUGAGCCAGCAUGGUAAGGGAAGUCUUCGUGGAGACAGGAAGCUCAGGUUCCAAGGUUAAGAGUUAAAUCUUGCUGAAGGUAUGUGAACACUUGUCUUGGGUGUGGUGCUCCCCAGGAGGAGGAGCCCUGGAAAAUAUAUGGCACUCUCAAGUCCUCCAGGUCCAAGUUCUGAUGCUUUCCUUCCAUGGCCAGCAGUGGGCACAGGUGCAUCUGAUGGGGCAAUAGGCCCCCAGACAGACAAGCAUGGACAGCCGUGUGAGCCUUCCUUCUGCAAACCAAGUUAGACACAAACCAAGGAGCCAAGCCUGGUAGGGCAGGCUCAUGACCUCUGCCACUUUGAAAGUUCAGCCUAUUCUACUGAGUGAGUUGAAGGUCAGCCCGAGCAACACUCAGACUGUCUCAAAAUACAAAGUAAAAUGAGGGCUGGAGACGGAUGUCACUGGGUACUGCACUUGACUAAUGUGUGAGGCCCUGGUUUC